AUGGCAAGAAGAAAUGUCCUCAUUACAGGUUGCUCCUCAGGAAUUGGACUGGCUUUAGCUGUAAAAAUGGCAAAAGAUGAACAGAAAAGAUUUCAAGUGUAUGCCACAAUGCGGAAUCUGGCCAAGAAAGAGCCACUCGAGGAAGCUGCAGGUCGCAGGCUGGGCAAAACCCUGGAAAUUAAACAACUGGAUGUCUGUGAUGAACAAUCUAUUAAAAGUUGUGUGAAUAGUAUCCCUGACAGAAGGAUUGAUGUCCUAGUUAGCAAUGCUGGAAUGGGGCUCAUUGGACCUAUUGAAUGUCAGACCAUAGAUGAAAUGAAAACUGUGAUGGAUACCAACUUCUUUGGAUUGGUUCGACUUCUGAAGGAGAUUUUGCCUGACAUGAAGAGGAGAAAGAGCGGGCAUAUAGUUAUAAUAAGCAGUGUUAUGGGAAUACAAGGUAUCUUAUUUAAUGAUGUUUAUGCUGCAUCUAAGUUUGCUGUGGAAGGAUUCUGCGAAAGUUUAGCUAUACAAGCACUCAAGUUCAAACUACAGUUAAGUUUGAUUGAACCAGGCCCAGUGGUUACAGAGUUUGAAAGAAAAGUAUUUGAAGAUGGAAUGAAAAUGGAUCUUUCAGCUGCAGAUGAGGAAACAGCUGAGAUGUUUACUAAUAUUUACCUUAAAAAUUACAAACAAAUUUUCCAGAGCCUGGGACAAAGUGCUGAAGAUGUUGCAGAGCAUACAGUAAAGAUAAUUCUUGCAGAAAAUCCACCUUUUCGCCAUCAGACCAACACCUUGUAUACUCCGAUGACAACCCUGAAAUACGCAGAUCCAAAUGGGGAUCUACCCAUUGAUAUAUUCUACAAAAUGGUUUUUCAUCAUGACAAAAUCUUCAGUGCAAGUCUUAACUUUAUCAAAUUGCUAAGGUGGAGAAGUAGAAAGAGCUUUGACCUGGGAAAACCCUCACAAUAA
This is a messenger RNA of Fulmarus glacialis (Northern fulmar), 951 nucleotides long. RefSeq names its product retinol dehydrogenase 8 (all-trans) (gene RDH8). Gene Ontology annotation, cellular component: cytoplasm. Gene Ontology annotation, molecular function: estradiol 17-beta-dehydrogenase [NAD(P)+] activity. Gene Ontology annotation, biological process: estrogen biosynthetic process. Bases 1 to 951 code for a protein of 316 amino acids. The record is from RefSeq and is a predicted model, not a curated record. The transcript has 6 exons. NCBI's taxonomy places the organism in Eukaryota, Metazoa, Chordata, Aves, Procellariiformes, Procellariidae.